Molecule: messenger RNA, 2446 nt
Organism: Drosophila novamexicana
Lineage: Eukaryota; Metazoa; Arthropoda; Insecta; Diptera; Drosophilidae
Product: testis-specific zinc finger protein topi
Exons: 3
Coding region: 36-2408 (790 amino acids)
Biological process (GO): regulation of DNA-templated transcription
Molecular function (GO): RNA polymerase II cis-regulatory region sequence-specific DNA binding; DNA-binding transcription factor activity, RNA polymerase II-specific
Source: RefSeq, a predicted model, not a curated record
AUAGAAUACGAAAAAAAUCUAUAAAUAAAAUAAAAAUGGAUCAGAAUAUGGAGUUGUUCGUGAACGGGGAGUUCCUGAUGGCCGAGUUCGAGUUCGAUGACAAUUUGGUGGUGAACAGCGAUGAAUUGCAGCCGGGAGCCACUGUGCUGGUGUCCAAUGAGACCGAUGGCAUUGUUAGCCACGAGGAUUUGGCCAAGUUCUUUGAGAUGCAGGCCGGCGUACAGAUACCCACCGAGGAGGCUGUAGAGCGCACACUGGCCGAUCCGGCCCUGAAGCAAAUCCUGCAAGAGGCUGAUGGCAAGGUCGAUUUUGAUCCGGAGGCCGAGCAAGAGAAGUUGCGUGAAUUUCUGUCGGGAGUGAAUAACAAGAAAAUGGUCGCAGACAAUGACGUGCCCUCCGAGGUGGCUCAAAAGCGGCUUCCAGCGCCGUCCCAGCCGCGUCCUGUGAUGCCGCAAUCGAACGCCUUUCGCUUCAUCAAGUGCUCCAAUUGCAACGGCCUAUUCGACACGCCCUCAUUUCAGGAUCACAGCUGUGAAUACGAGACGGAGCAGAAACCCAUGUCCAGCAAUCGGGUGCUGCCAAGUCAGGAGAAGAAGGCGUCUUCGCCAACCAAGAAAACGCCCAGUGAACGCAUCAUCGUGGAGAACCAGGUGCGCAUACGUCGCUAUAUGAAGGACGAGCUUAAGUAUGAUCUGGAAACGGGUUUCGAUAAUUCCAAGACCAGGAAGACCUCCACCAAGGGACCCAACGAGUGCACCAUCUGUGAGCGAAAGUUCGUGCACACCUCCGGACUGGUGCGUCACAUGGAGAAGCAUGCGCUCGACCUGAUCCCCACCCAGGCAAACGUGCAGCAACACCAUGCGGCUCCGUCGGCUAUGGGGCUCCUGGUGGUGCUGAAGUGCAAUCAUUGUGGCCGCAUCUUCUACGAUGUCAAGCUGGCGCUGGAGCAUAUAUUUGUGCAUCAAUCGACAACGGAGCCAGCCGAGCCAGAGGCUAUCAAUACGGACGAGGUGGUUUUGAAGCAGCAGCUGGAACAGCUUCUGCUGGAGGGCGAGCAGCUGUUGACACUUACCGCCGAGCUGGAGAGGAUGAACGAGGACGAAUAUUUCACCACCCUGGUGCUGGGCAAUGUGCUGCAAUGCGAAUUUUGUGAUUUCAUCUUUGCCGAUGUCUCCUUUCUGCUAUUUCACUCGGCUACGCAUGUGCCGGAGCGGCGCUUCGAGUGCACCGCCUGCGAUCUGCGCAUGACCACCGCCAAGGAGGCCAGCGUGCACUACCAGACCGACUGUGUCUAUAUGCGCGAAGGACUCAAGCAGUUGCAGGCGCAACCCAAUCGCUAUUUUGUGUGCAACGUGUGCGAGCUGAAAUUCGCCAAUGUGGAGCUGCUCCAGGAGCAUCGCUACAGUUGCUAUCACUACUUUCCGCGGCUCAGCGAGAGCGGCAAGCGUCUGGUGUUGCCCUGCGAGUUCUGCGCCACGAACUUUGAGUACGCGCACGAGAUCCAGCCGCACUACGAGGAGAAGCAUCUUAACAAAAAGAAACGGGAGAAGGAGCUGCGGAACAGCGGCAAUGCGGCCACCAUGGGCCGACUGCGGCAGUAUCUGUGCGACAUUUGUGGCAAGUCCUACACGCAGUCCAGUCAUUUGUGGCAACACCUACGCUUCCACCAGGGUGUGAAACCAUUCGUUUGCCAGGAGGAGAACUGCGGCCGCAAAUUCACCAUACGCCCAGACCUCAAUGAUCAUAUACGCAAGUGCCACACGGGCGAACGGCCGUAUCAUUGUCUGGUCUGUGGCAAGCGCUUUCUCACCGGCUCGGUUUUUUAUCAGCACCGGCUCAUACAUCGUGGCGAGCGGCGUUACGAGUGCGAUGAAUGCGGUAAGCGUUUUUAUCGUGCCGAUGCCUUGAAGAACCAUCAGCGUAUCCACACGGGCGAGAAGCCCUACGAUUGUCCCUUCUGCACCAAGACGUUCCGGCAGCGUGGCGAUCGGGAUAAGCACGUGCGGGCGCGUCACUCGCACUUGGAUGCAAAUGCACGGCUGAUGAUGCAAAUGCAGAAAUUUGAACUGGAAACGGCAGCUGCGUUGAAGGCUAAGCAAAUGCAGGAUGGCGGAGUUGAAUUUUUGGUUGAAUCGGCCUCGGCUCCGUCUGUUCACUCACCCGCAUCUCCCAUGGCGCAUGAUCAACAAUUUGAUAUGGUUGAGUUGGAUCCCAGUGAUUUUGGCGAGGGAUCCGAGUUCGUACAAAAUAUGCCAAUGCCUGUUAACAAUGAGGAGCAUGAGAUAAUGUCCUAUGUGGACCUAGAGGGAGCAGAAGCAAUCGAGCAGCAAACAUUCCAAUUGGAGAACAAUGAAAACGUCAAGGUUGUUGUGGUUGAAAAUAAUACUUCACAGCCGUUUUAUUUCUAAUAUACGUGUCUAUUUAUAAACACAUAAAUAAAUAUAUG